AACUCAAUUAUUGACAUUUGAAAAUAGCUGCAAUUGUACGGCUACGGCAGGAGUUUGUUUUUGUUUCUAUUUCAAUCAAACUAUUUUAAGUAACUAAUUAGUCGAUUACUAUAUUAGUAGGUGUAAAAACAAACAAAGUGAUAUAGUUUUGUGUCGUGGUAGGUGUAAAAAAAGGCUAUAAUGCCUUCCAUCGAUGUGAUGCUCCCUCCGGGGCACACGCUCGAAGACGCGCCGGAGGAGCCCCAGGCACCCCCUCCGCCAGUCAUAGGCAUCAUAUACCCACCACCAGAAGUCAGGAAUAUUGUUGACAAGACAGCAAGUUUUGUGGCUCGUAAUGGGCCAGAGUUUGAAGCUCGCAUCCGGCAGAAUGAGCUUGGAAACCCUAAGUUCAACUUUCUCAACUCUGGAGAUCCAUACCAUGCAUACUAUCAGCACAAAGUUAAAGAAAUUAGGGAAGGAAAAGGUACGGAACUAGCAAUUAUCACCCCGGUGGGCCCGCCGGUUCAGCGGCCUGGCCUGGCGCCGGCCACCGCGGCCCGUCAACAGGAACUGCUCAAAGCCGCCGCGCCGGUCGAGCCACCGCCGCCGCGCGACCCCCCGCCGGACUUCGAAUUCAUUGCCGAUCCGCCCUCCAUAUCGGCAUUGGAACUCGACAUUGUCAAGCUGACAGCUCAGUUCGUAGCGAGGAACGGACGACAGUUUUUAACAGAUCUGAUGAAAAAAGAAGAACGAAAUCAUCAGUUCGAUUUUCUCCGUCCUCAGCAUUCUUUGUUUCAGUACUUCACGCGACUUUUGGAACAAUACACAAAAGUUUUGUUGCCACCUAAGGAAUUAGUCUCUAAAUUGAGCGGAGAAAUAAGGGGUGGGGUCUUAGAACAAGCCCGCAGUAGGGCAGCGUGGCAUUCCCAUCAAGCGAGACGUAAAGCUGCCGAUGAAGCUAGGAUUGAGAAAGAGCGAUUGGCAUAUGCGUCUAUCGAUUGGCAUGAUUUUGUAGUAGUGGAAACAGUGGACUACCCAGCAGGGGAGCCAGGAGACUUCCCGCCACCGACGACACCUUUAGAAGUCGGUGCGAGAGUUUUAGCUCAGGAGCGAGGCGAAAACAUCACUCAAGCUAAUGAAGAAGACGACACAGAGAUGCAAUUGGAAUCGGAGACAGAGUCUGAUUCCGACGACGAAUUAGCUGAGAUGGAGGACAGGACUCAGCAGCAACAGCGGCCUGACGACAACCGAGUGCAGGAUAUGGAGGAAGACAGCUCUUCAUCCGACGAUGAAGGGCCUCCCGAACCGCCGAGGAUCUCAACGGAAGAAGCCCCUGUAGCUCCACGUCCAGAUCGCGUGGUCGUUAAGAAGUACGAUCCCAAACGCGCUCGUCCUCAACAGACUCCUACUAGCGAGGAAUGGCUGGUGUCGCCCAUCACUGGGGAGAAGAUUCCGGCCAACAAGGUAGCAGACCACGUGAGGAUAGGGUUGCUUGACCCUCGUUGGCUGGAGCAGAGGGACCGGGCCGCGGCUGAAAGGUCCGAUCGGGACGAGGCGCUCGCUCCGGGCGCUGCGAUUGAGGCUUCACUUAAACAGCUCGCGGAGCGGCGUACGGACAUCUUCGGCGUGGGCGACGAGGAGACGGCCAUCGGCAAGAAGAUCGGCGAGGAGGAGAAGCGCCGCGACGAGCGCGUCACGUGGGACGGACACACGUCCAGCGUGGAGGCGGCCACGCGCGCCGCGCGCGCACACAUCACCCUGGAGGACCAGAUCCAGCAAAUACACAAGGUCAAGGGUCUCCUCCCAGAUGAAGAGAAAGAAAAAAUUGGACCCAAACCGGUCUUGGCAUCAGCCCGAGGGGCCAUCAUCCAGCGGCCCCCGCCGCCCCCCUCCGCCCCGCGGAUGCCGGCGGCGGCGCCGGCGGCCUCGCAGCCCGUGCUGUUGCAGCCCAUCCCGCCGCUGAUGGUGAUCCCGCCGCUGGCGCCGCGCGCGCCGCUCAUCCCCACGCCGGUGGGCGCGCCCUUCGCCUACUCCGUGCCCGGCGCGCCCGCGCCGCCCGACGACGACGAGCCCGCCGCCAAGCGCGCGCGCACCGAGGACGCGCUCGAGCCCGAGCAGGUGUGGCUGGCCACCCACCCCGGGAUCGUACCGGUGCAGGUGGCGCUGCCGUCGCUGCCCGAGCGCGCGGACUGGCGGCUCGACGGGCGCACGCUGCAGCUGUCGGUGUCGCUGGCGACGCCCGUGGCCGAGCUCAAGAACAUCGUGCAGCGCUCCACCAACAUGCCCACCGCCAAGCAAAAGCUGCAGUACGAGGGCUUGUUCUUCAAAGACACUAACACCCUGGCGUACUACAACGUGCCGCCGGCCGCCGUGCUGUUACUGCAGGUUAAAGAGCGCGGUGGAAGAAAGAAAUAAUAAAAACAACCUUCCUAUGUCUAUAUCACGGUUAAAACUUAAACCCUAAUGUCCAUUCAUACAUUUACCCACUAGGAGAAAAAUACAACAAAAAUGAAAACUUACGUUAUUUUCUUUUUUAUUUUUACUGGACACUUCAUGGAUUUCAGUCGACAUUACUAUAUACCAUGGUAUUCUAUAUCAUGGUAUUUACCCGGUGUCAAUUACUGCAAUUUGGCGAAAUUUACUUUUUACUUAGUGACUUUUACUAUAACGUAGAGACAUUCAGUUCAUCAUGACAUUCAUACUCAGCGUUAUGACCUAACUUCAACAUAAUAAUUAGAUGCUAUUUUUUUAAAUAGCACAGUCGCCAUUUUUAAAUUGUUAAAAAGAAUAUGGCAUUUUAAACGCUGGUUUGUCAUAUUAAAUGAAUAGUAAUUUUGUAAGAAAUUAUAUAAAUAAAGCGAUUUAUUGUA
This is a messenger RNA of Pararge aegeria (speckled wood butterfly), 2849 nucleotides long. It is a transcript of the gene Sf3a1, whose product is annotated as splicing factor 3A subunit 1. The record is from RefSeq and is a predicted model, not a curated record. Gene Ontology annotation, molecular function: RNA binding; protein binding. The coding region runs from base 181 to 2394 and encodes 737 amino acids. The transcript has 7 exons. Gene Ontology annotation, biological process: mRNA cis splicing, via spliceosome; regulation of alternative mRNA splicing, via spliceosome. Gene Ontology annotation, cellular component: U2 snRNP; U2-type prespliceosome; catalytic step 2 spliceosome. Lineage: Eukaryota; Metazoa; Arthropoda; Insecta; Lepidoptera; Nymphalidae.